This is a messenger RNA of Scatophagus argus, 1006 nucleotides long. RefSeq names its product complement C1q-like protein 4. The record is from RefSeq and is a predicted model, not a curated record. Gene Ontology annotation, molecular function: protein binding. The transcript has 3 exons. The coding region runs from base 79 to 669 and encodes 196 amino acids. NCBI's taxonomy places the organism in Eukaryota, Metazoa, Chordata, Actinopteri, Scatophagidae.
AAAAGGGGUUGAUAAAAUUAACAGGUUAUCAUUAAACGAGAUAAAAGCGGACGGAGCGAUCGCAAAUCAACUUGAAAGAUGAAUUCUGCAGUUUUGUGGUUCGUUUUGCUGUUAUGUAGCUUGAGUCUUGCCCAGGAUGAAAGUACUGCAAGUGAAAUCCAGUCAUGCACCCCUGACAUGUGUGAACUUCUGAAAGACUUCAGUGCUAUGAAGGAAAAACUCAAAUCCAUGGAGGACCAGAUUGUUGAACUGAAGAGCACAGAAAGAACCAAGGUGAUAUUCAGUGCAGCAACAGGAGGAGGAAGUGCAAACAUUGGACCCUUCAACACAAACAGAACAUUAAUAUACAGAACGGUGAUUACAAACAUCGGUAACGCCUACAAUCAGUCCACAGGUAUCUUCACAGCGCCCGUUGUUGGUGUUUAUUACUUUUCCAUCUUCUAUCAUUCUGGCAAACGAUAUGGUGCAAAGCUGAAUCUCUUCAAGAACGACGAGCUCAUGGCCAUGACACAUGAUCACAAGUCGGAUUCAAGUGAUAAUGGAGGAAACGCAGUGUUCCUGCAGCUGCAGCAAGGAGACCAAGUGUACGUGCUCCUGUCUGAAAACUCGUACGUCUGGGGAUCCGACCACCAUACGACGUUCAGUGGCUUUUUGGUUACUGAAAUGUGAGAUAUAUUGUGUAUCUACACAUUCUGAACUUUGGUCUGUGGGUAUCUCAAACACAAGUGGACCAGACGUUCAAUGAGAAUUCCUAUGAUGAUAUUCAUCUCACUGACUAUGAAAUCUGUAGUUUUGAUUUUCUGUGACAUUUCCCAUCUGCUACAGCCAUCAAUCCUGAAUUGUACGCACCGUGAAAUAACACAUUUGUUCAAUGUGCAAGAAACUUAAACGGAUAAGAAACAUAUGACAAAUUAGAGGUAAGAACAGGUGUAAUGAUGUAUUGGUGUGAUUUCAUUUGUUGAUACGUGUGCUAUAGUGCAAUAAAAGGAUUUGUCCCAACAUAAAA